Messenger RNA from Calliphora vicina (urban bluebottle blowfly), 2685 nucleotides. RefSeq names its product protein PFC0760c. NCBI's taxonomy places the organism in Eukaryota, Metazoa, Arthropoda, Insecta, Diptera, Calliphoridae. The coding region runs from base 1 to 2685 and encodes 894 amino acids. The record is from RefSeq and is a predicted model, not a curated record. The transcript has 2 exons.
AUGACUUUCAUCAAAAUACUGUGCUUCGUAUUAAUCGUUGUGAUCUGUACGGUUCUCGUAGAAUGUCGCAGUUAUAAUAACGGUUUAAUAUUCUAUAAUUUAGAAAAUCAACAGACUUACCUACCACCCACUAUAUCGGUAUCGCGCGGUCGUGGCCUGGCCAAAUUCCAAUAUUCAGCACGCGGCUCCAUUUGGUCAACGUUUGGGAAACCCUGUGACUGUGAAGGCCCCUUGUGCGGCUGUUGUGUUGGCAUCAAAGUGAAACAAUAUAAUUUUGAUCAAAAAAUGUGCGCCAAUGUCACCUAUGUCCCCCGUAAAGAUGAAAUCCAAAUGGAAGUAUUUCUCAAUGACACCGCCACAGCCAAAUAUGGCAUUGCAGCACGCAACCCUUCACCGCUCUGUGUACCCAUCAUGAUGGGUAUACCAAUGUCAAUGUGUGUACAAAUGUCCAAUAUCGGAGUGCAAGGCGAUAACCUAAAUAUGUGCAUGGAUUUCCUGGUGCGUCUAGCAUCGACACAGCUCUUUGAAAUGCACUUUCAAUGCAUGAAAGUGGGUUUGCAGGGAGCCAGUUGGGUGGGAGCAGAUGGUCAACCGGUUAUACCAGCAAAUGAGGGUAAAAUAAAGGAAAUAAAUAGUAAUGAAUCGGAGGAGUACUAUGAUGAAAGUGAAGCAGAUGAAGAAAAUGAAAUUAUAUCGAAAGAAAAGGAACAGGAAAAUGAGGUAAUGAAUAUAGAGGAGGAAGAUGUAAAUAAAGCUGAAGAGGAAGUGGAUUAUAAUGAUAUAACGGAGAAAAUAAUGGAUAUUGUUAAAGAACAAGAACAUGAGGAGGAAGCUGAUGCAAUGAAAGAUAGUGCUGAAUUGAUGAAGGAAAAUGAAAUAGAGGGAUUAAGUCCCAUACAAGAUAAUAAGCAAGUAGAGGCAAUUGUGACAAAUAUAAUGGAGAGUAUAAAUGCGGGCAAGGAUUCAGAAGAGAUUGGGCCAAGUGAAAUGCCGAAUGUGGAAAGUGUUCAAGAAUCGAAUGUUUUAAAUGACACUAAAGAACAUGAAGAAACCCCAAUUGCUGUAGAAACUGAAGAAAAUGAUAUGGAAAAUAUGGAGAGCAUUAUGGAAACAAAUGAUUUACAAGACUCUGAAAUAAAAACCUCAGAGCUUAGUGAUGCUGAAGAGAGUAAGGAAGAAUCAGAAUCAUUACAGCUAGAGAUAAAUGAUCUAAAAGAUACAGCUGUAGACCAUAUGGAAAUGGUGGAUAGUAAUGAAAAUAUUAAAGAUCAGGCAAAUUUAGAUGAUUUUUCUAAUAACUCUUUGCAAGAUGAGCUGCAUUUAGAGAAUUUGUUUGAAAACUCCCAAGACACACAGCUACAAAUUGAAAACAAUGUUGAACAACCACAAAAACAGAAUAAUGAGAUUAUGAAAGACAUGUUUGUACCGACUGUAGCAAGUCAAGAAUCUACCAUGGACAUGGUAGAAGAAACUUAUGCGGAAACAACAGAGAACAUUUCUGAUGAUUUGGAAUCUGCUAACAUUGAAAAAUUUGAAAUGUUAAUCAAUAAUGAUGGCGCACAAGAAGAAACCACUGACAUAAACAAAAUGGAUAAUGAGCUAAACAGCUCUUUGGAAAUUCUCCAACAGCCAAUGGAAACUAGUACUGAACGUUUAAUGGCAGCUAAUUUAAAACCAACUAUGCCUCAAAUAGCAGCAACUACUAGUGAAACUGCGGGUAUUGAUAGCAUAGAUAAUGCUUUAACAACUGCCGCAAUUAUGACCACAAAAACAACAACAAAAAAGCCAAGUGUAGCGGAUAAAAACUCAGCUGCGGCAAUAACAUUUAUUGAAAAUACUGAUGACGAUGAUAAAACUAAUAAUGAAGAUGACGAAGACGAAGACAACGUAAAUGUCGAUGGUGAUAAUAGUCAUGAAAAUGACAGUGAUUAUGAUGAUGAUGAAGAAGAAAGCGAAGAGACAGAAGACGAAACAACAGAGAAAGGAAUAGAUACUAAUGAUGCCUUCAACGCUGUUGUUAUGCCAACUACAGCCGUUUUGAAACACGAAAAUAUCAUCAACCAUAAAGAAUCCUCAACAACCGAACAACUGCCAAAUGCAUCCAAUAGCAAUGAAUCCAACUCUAAUGAUGAAACAAAUGAAAAUACCCAAGAUGAAUUCGAGGCUGAAGAGGAGGAAAAUGAAGAUGCAGAAGAACUGGCAGAGUCUAAUGAACAAAUCGAAAACGAUGCUGAGGAGGAGUACGAUGAUGAGUUUGAGGAUUACGAAACAACCACAGCAACAGUAGCUGUAAGUGAUAAUGACACAUGUUGCAAAUCUGCAAUACCAGCUGUCUUAAAUGACAUGCAAGCCGCAACAAUUAAGAAGCAUGAUGACACCACUAAUACCACAGAUAUUCAACAAACUAAUACUGCAGCAACAAGUAAUAAUUUACAAUUUAUAAGCAAUACCAAUACCAUGAUUAGUAAUACCGACAGUAAUAUGUUAAAUGUUGAAUCAACUACUAACAAAAUGUCACAAAUCACUGCUAACCCAGCUGCAGCCACAAUUGCAGUGUCUACCACCAGUAAGAGCAAUGCAAUGCCCCUGCCGUUGGCUCGUAAAUUAUUUGCACUUCAACGCCAGCAACAGCAGUAUCAGCAAUAUCAUCAUCGUCAUAGUCGUCUACGUCAGCAUUACGUUUAA